ACUUUUUCAGAGAUCAGCUCAGUGCAGGAACAGACUUCAUGGUGGUUUUUAACAGCUCACACAGCUAUAUACACUGAGUACAGCACACAGGGUGAUCAGAGAGAUGCUCUACCUGGACAUGUAUUAUCUGUUGGUACUGCUGCUGCUGUGCAGCUCAGGACUCCAGGCUGAAGGAGAUCAAGCCUCAACAGAGUCUGAUGUCAGGUUGGUGGGAAGAGCCAGUCGCUGUGCAGGAACACUGGAGGUGAAACAUCACAGAGAAUGGAGACCAGUGAGGUACUACUCUGACUGGACACUGAAGACAGCAGCUGCUGCUUGCAGAGAGUUGGACUGUGGCUCUGCUGUUUCUGUAAGAAAGAUAGAAUGGUACAGAUCUGUGUGGAAGAUCAGGUCUGACUGUGUUGAGUCUGGAUCUGCUCUGAGGGAGUGUGCAGAAUCAGGUUCCUCUUCAUACAUCCUUUAUCUCAGCUGCUCAGACUCUGUCAGGCUGGUGAAUGGGACCAGUCUGUGCUCAGGAAAACUGGAGGUGAAGACUAAUCAGUCUACCCAGCGCUGGUCCUCAGUGUGUGAAGAUGACUUUGACCAGCAGGAUGCAGAGGUGGUCUGUAGGGAGCUUGGCUGUGGGGCUCCUUCAGUCCUCCAGGGGGCGCUCUAUGGAGAAGUGGAGACUCCAAUGAGGACCAAAGAGUUCCAGUGUGGAGGAAAUGAGUCUGCUCUCCUGGAGUGUAGAAGCUCAGGCUCAGAUAGAAACACCUGCUCACCUGAAAAAGUGGUUGGACUCACCUGCUCAGAGCCUGUCAGGUUGGUGGGAGGAGCCAGUCGCUGUGCAGGAACACUGGAGCUGAAACGUGACGGAGAAUGGAGACCAGUGAGUUACAUGACAGUAGAUUAUUACGAGGAUGGACCUGGCUGGACACUGAAGAAAGCAGCUGCUGCCUGCAGAGAGUUGGACUGUGGCUCUGCUGUUUCUGUAGGAAAGAUAGAAUGGUACAGAUCCGUGUGGAUGAUCUGGUCUGACUGUGUUGAGUCUGGAUCUGCUCUGAGGGAGUGUGCAUUAUCAGAUUCCUCUUCCUCCAUCCUAAAUCUCAACUGCUCAGACUCUGUCAGGCUGGUGAAUGGGACCAGUCUGUGCUCAGGCAGACUGGAGGUGAACACUAACCAGUCCACCCAGCGCUGGCCCUCAGUGUGUGAAGAUGACUUUGACCAGCAGGAUGCAGAGGUGGUCUGUAGGGAGCUUGGCUGUGGGGCUCCUUCAGUCCUCCAGGGGGCGCUCUAUGGAGAAGUGGAGCCUCCAAUGAAGACCAAAGAGUUCCAGUGUGGAGGAAAUGAGUCUGCUCUCCUGGACUGUAGAAGCUCAGGCUCAGAUAGGAACACCUGCUCACCUGGAAAAGCUGUUGGACUCACCUGCUCAGAGCCUGUCAGGUUGGUGGGAGGAGCCAGUCGCUGUGCAGGAACACUUGAGGUGAAACAUCAGAGAGAAUGGAGGCCAGUGAGGUACCAUGACUCUGACUGGACCCUGAAGACAGCAGUUGCUGCCUGCAGAGAGUUGGACUGUGGCUCUGCUGUUUUUGUAGAAGAGAGAGAAGAGUCCUCAGGCAGAUCUGUGUGGAGGAUCAGGUUUAACUGUGUUCAGUCUGGAUCUGCUCUGAGGGACUGUGCAGAAUCACAAUACUCUGACUACAUCAUGGAUCUCACUUGCUCACACCUGCUGCUUCAGCCCAACAUCUCUGUGUCCUCCAUGGACGGGGUCUCUGAGGCCCAGCAGCAGGGGUUCCAGGUGUUCAGGGGCUCCACCUUCACCAUCAGCUGCUCCAUCCAGCCACAGUACCCAGGAGGCUCCUUCCAGCUCACCUUCACCUCCUCCAACUCAGCACACAACUCCACCCAGCCAGCUGUCAAUCACUCUGCCCACUUCCUGUUCCCUGCUGCAGAGCCCGCCCACCAAGGAACAUACAGCUGUGUUUAUCACCUCUAUGUUUUCUCUCAUAACUUCUCCUCUGAAAGCCAUCUGCUCUCUCUCACUGUCUCAGAGCCUGUCAGGUUGGUGGGAGGAGCCAGUCGCUGUGCAGGAACACUGGAGCUUAAACAGGGAGAAUGGAGACCAGUGAGUUACAUUACAGUAGAUUAUUACUCUGACUGGACCCUGAAGAAAGCAGCUGCUGCCUGCAGAGAGUUGGACUGUGGCUUUGCUGUUUCUAUAGGAGGGAGAAAACAGUCCUCAGACAGAUCUGUGUGGAUGAUCGGGUCUGACUGUGUUGAGUCUGGAUCUGCUCUGAGGGAGUGUGCAGCAUCAUCUUCCUCUUCCUCCAUCUUGAAUCUCAGCUGCUCAGGCUCUGUCAGGCUGGUGAAUGGGACCAGUCUGUGCUCAGGCAGACUGGAGGUGAAGACAAACCAGUUUACCCAGCACUGGUCCUCAGUGUGUGAACAUGACUUUGACCAGCAGGAUGCAGAGGUGGUCUGUAGGGAGCUUGGCUGUGGGGCUCCUUCAGUCCUCCAGGGGGCGCUCUAUGGAGAAGUGGACCCUCCAAUGACGACCAAAGAGUUCCAGUGUGGAGGCCAUGAGUCUGCUCUCCUGGACUGUAGAAGCUCAAUCUCAGAUAGAAACACCUGCUCAUCUGGAAAAGCUGUUGGACUCACCUGCUCAGAACCUGUCAGGUUGGUGGGAGGUUCCAGUCGCUGUACAGGAACACUGGAGGUGAAACAUCAGAGACAAUGGAGACCAGUGGGUGGCUAUUAUGACUGGCCCCUGAAGCAGGCAUCUGAGAUAGCAGCUGCUGCCUGCAGAGAGUUGGACUGUGGCUCUGCUGUUUCAGUAAAAGAGAGAGAGUCCUCAGUCAGAUCUGUGCAGUGGAUCAGGUCUAACUGUGUUCAGUCUGGAUCUGCUCUGAGGGAGUGUGCAGAAUCCCUUUACUCUGCCUACAUCCUGGAUCUCACCUGCUCAGACCUGCUGCUUCAGCCCAACAUCUCUCUUUCCUCCUCCAUGGACGGGGUCUCCGUGGCCCAGCAGCAGGGGUUCCAGGUGUUCAGGGGCUCCACCUUCACCAUCAGCUGCUUCAUCCAGCCACAGUACCCAGGAGGCUCCUUCCAGCUCACCUUCACCUCCUCCAACUCAGCACACAACUCCACCCAGCCAGCUGUCAAUCACUCUGCACACUUCCUGUUUCCUGCUGCAGAGCCCGCCCACCAAGGAACAUACAGCUGUGUUUAUCACCUCUAUGUUUUCUCUCAUAACUUCUCCUCUGAGAGCCUUCUGCUCUCUCUCACUGUCUCAGAUCCAUCAUCAGAUCCAUCAUCAGAUCCACCAGAUCCAUCAUCAGAUCCAUCAUCAGAUCCACCAGAUCCACCAGAU
Molecule: messenger RNA, 3349 nt
Organism: Perca fluviatilis (European perch)
Lineage: Eukaryota; Metazoa; Chordata; Actinopteri; Perciformes; Percidae
Product: scavenger receptor cysteine-rich type 1 protein M160-like
Exons: 14
Cellular component (GO): membrane
Source: RefSeq, a predicted model, not a curated record